AUGGCCAUGGAAGAUGCCGAUCUUUCCAGAGAGAUUCCAGUCACUCCCGUCCGAUCCAGCAGUGACAACAGUGGCCUAGCCAGCAACUACUCGGAGACUGCAUCAUCAUCCGUUACCGGUCCUCAUGGAGCCAAUGAUAGCAUUGCUUCUGGUAUUGUACCGCCAUCGCCCCAACGAUCCUAUCAAGGUACUCUUCCGCCUUCGGUUACGAGCUCACCAGUGUCCGUUGCCCGGUCCACUGCCAACACUGCCAAAAUGAGUCCACCGGAUGGACGGAAUAAGACUCCAUUGCUACCAAAGUCGGGUUCCAAAGUUCCUAUGCAACCUGAUUUGCAAACGCCGACUUUCAAUGAUGCGGAUGUAGAAGUUGCAGACUUGUUGGGGGACUAUUCCAAUGCUCCCAGCAACCAUCGACACCAACACUAUUCUUCUACACCAGAACCAAGGGUCUUGUACACCUCGGAUGACGAAGAAACGGAUCCAACGUCUUCCAUUACGGCGGAUUAUCCAGCAUAUGCGAGAAACAAUGCCACUUCAACCUUUGGCAAGGUUAUUCAACCACUCAAGGAUAAGAUGAACAGUUCCAAGAAUCGAUCUAACUCGGAAGAGGAAGGUGAAAAGAACAUCCCACCGGGAGCAAUCAUCUUUGGAUACCUACAAAAGCAGGGCAGGAACGGAAAAUGGCAGACCCGUUGGUUUGAAUCUGACGGAGAGUGUCUGGCUUACUACAAAUCCAGCAAACGAGUCAAGCUUUUGGCAACACUCGAUCUAGCCAAGGUUGGGUACAUUUUGGUGAACAAUCAAGACCCAACUGGAUGCACCUUUACAAUCAAUAUCAAGAAUAGACCUUAUUUCUUGAGAUCUGAUUCUAAGGUAUCCUGUAAUGACUGGGUUAUUACCUUGAACCGAAUCAAGGAGGCACGCUUGCGACAAGGCAAUGUGAAACUAGUGAACUCUCAGCCACCAGAUCUACUGGACUCUGAAGUGGCACCUCGAGUCGUAGUUGUCGCUGGUCGCCAACGGACCCACGCCAUUGAUGACGACGAUGCCUUUCAAUGGGAGGGCAAUUCGUGGAAUGAUAACCCCGCGGCCCACGAAGAGUAUAUUUACGAUCCGACAAACUCGUCUGCCAAAUGGCAAAAGUCAGCUCAUAAGCUGUCCAAGUUUGCUGGCAAGGUCUUGCGAUGGGCAAGAAGUAUUGGUCGUCGAACAAGUGGACAUGGUUGCACAGCUGCUGACGAGCAAGUCGUUUUGGAUCAUCAUGUGCAUCCACCCGGUCACGACGAUGGAAAGAGAUCUGGUCGUUCUAAGAAACCUAUUGUAAACAAGACCCCCCAUUAUCAAGGCCAAAAUAUCAAUUCCAAACCGGAAAACGACUCCUUGACUCUGGGACGAUCCAUGUCUAUAGAGGAUGCAAGAGAACUGUCAUAA
Molecule: messenger RNA, 1431 nt
Organism: Cylindrotheca closterium
Lineage: Eukaryota; Bacillariophyta; Bacillariophyceae; Bacillariales; Bacillariaceae
Source: the annotation of a GenBank genome assembly